AGCAACAUUAAUGCGGCAUCAAUGGUCCAGCACAGAAGCACUUUUGUUCGCAGCUUGAAAAUUUGGGGUCUUGACCUAUAAUUCCAUGUUAAUGUGACCAGAACUCACAGGUAUGUCGAUUUUGUGUAUUUUUGAGUAGAACGUGGUGGUUUGUCGGUUAUAUUAAGAUAGCUUCGGUCGUUUAGGGUUUUUAAAUGCCAGAUAUUUGUAUCAGGGAAACACUUCAAUUACUUGAGAUACAAACCCAACGUCUGCAGUUGAAUUUAAAUUUGCGGUUUAAAAUUUGAUUUUUUUCGCUGGAUCUAGUUUACAGAUAGUGAUACUUUGCUGGUUGGAUUUACAGUAAAAUCAAAUAAGCUAAGUUGGUCGCAGACAUGUUCAUAUGAAUUCAAUACAGUUAACCAAUAUAGAUAGUAGCUAAUUUCUAGUAAUACUAGUAAUAGAUGAGAAAGUUUAAUGGUACAUGAUAUUCAAGAAUUAAGGUAGAAAGGUGUAUACAAUACAUACAGUUACAAACGAUUAUAAACGGAACAUAUACGAGUCACAGAUUAGUAAAACAAACUUAAAUUCUUAAAAUUAACAUGACUAAACAACUCUUAUUGACAUGACCUGUUCGUUUUUGGAAAGUGCUUUGGCAAUUCUUUUUCCGCAAAAGUAAAGAAGCGAAUUUUCCUACGACAGUGUCAAACUUUAAAACCCACAACGGAUUUGUUUACGUUUUCCCCACCGUAAUACUACAAACACAGACAACUAUAAUCUAUAUUCAAAUUAAAGCUUAACCACCGAUACGGUAGGCUGAGCAUAGCAUAAGACAGAAUUUUCCCCUAAACCAAGCAUUCUGUUUAAAUGCGAAAAUAUUGGGUACUUUGCGGUAACAAAGCUGACAUUUUGAUUCAGAAACUUGCAGUGUUUAAUUCAGUUGUGAUAUUUUUGCAAGAAAGUAUGAAAUGCUGUUAGUAUUAGAACUGAAACGGUUAAUUGCAAACUCAAAGAAAAUAACAAUUAUUCAUGAAUUUACAUGUAAAAUAGUUGCAAAAUCAAUGUUUGUUACAGUUUGUGAUAAUAUAGGACGCUGUUGUGGGUUAAAACUUAUACUUCUGUUUAAAAGAUAAGGAUAUGAGAAAGGAAUGCGGCAGAAUUCGUCGAACAGUUCAAAGCGGUGGAACAUUUAAACCAAUUUGACGGUUGACGUGUUCGAAGCGGCGAAUGCAGUGAAGUGUACCAACGCAGCGUUCGAACAUGAAUACAAAUGAGUAAUAUAGUGACAAUUGUUACAAUUGCUUCAGUGACCGAAUUCAUUUCGAAACCAAUGAAAAAGAACCUAAUAAUCAGCUACAUUCUAGAACGAAAUUCAAUGUGACCAGUUAGCUUUCUUUUUAAUACUAUAGCGAGGGUUUUUAAAACUGAGAAGUUUUUGCGGUUAAAGUGGACAAUACAAUAGUCAAUAACCAUGGCAAACGCGAGUGGUUAUACACAUCACUAAAUUAUUGCAAGUUGAACAAAUUUUCCUGACUCACGGCAUAAUUAAACUAUAACGAGCUAAAUUAGCCUAAAUAAGAUCUGACAAGCAAGUCUAUAUACUGAUUACUUCAUGUAUAGGGUGUAUCAAAACACGCCUUUGAACAUAAUUUUUCAUAGACAUAUAGUCAUAAAGACGAUACUUUUGGCUAUUGAAUGACACUUUUUCACUCCGAUAAAAAUUGUUUGUCGAAAUCGCCCAUUUUCACCUCUUCCAAAAGGAAAAUUAAUUAAUCGUGGAUUUCUGUCCUGUUGCAGAGAAAACGAAUAAUCAAUUUGACAAGCUUUCCAGCUCUUUUUCUCGACAUUUUCAUUAUGAGAAGAGCUGGAUUAGUCUGUUGCUGAAAUUGAAAUAUCCGUGAUCAAUAGCUCUCAAACAUUCACUGAACCAUGCAUAUCGUAAAGCUAUAGCCUAUACCCUUGAGAAGCUAUGAAGUUCAUUCUUUAUUAUGCAAGACAAAGAAACCACAUGAUACCAGACUCUAAAAGACAACGGGGUGUUUUUAAUUUGCUACUUUGGAGACUAAAAAGUGGACUGUUCUAUAAUAAACUUUGUUUAAUUGGUAUAUUUACUAUACAAAGUCCACAAUGUUGAGAAAACAUUACAAAAUAUAUUUUGCAAAUUUGUAAGCAUGACUGCAAACUGUUGAUUUGAGGAAAAAAAGAACCGUCUAAUUUGAUCGCAAACAUAUAUGCCGCCCUAUUUUCGCAUAUAUUUCCCUAUAUGUUCGCCCUAAGGUCUGCCAUGGUGUCGGGAAAUUGGCCAUACACUGUAGUUUAAAUCUUUUUUCGGUACAGUACGUAUUUGGAACCUAAUGGGGAGACAUUCCACACGUGCAUUGGAUCAUAUUAUUUUCCUCACGAGAUAAAGAAUAUAAUAUAUAGACUCAUUACCAAUUUACUGUCCAUUGUGGCUGUCAAAAAGUUGGCAAAAAAAGAUAUUGUCGUUUGAUUGUAAAAUUAGACAAUAAAAGAGAAAAAAUAAAACGUCAUGACUUGACACUGUUCCUAUUCGGUUUGUAUAUCGACAGAACAAGACUUCUUUUCUGGAAACGAUCAUAUUGCCCUGUCUUAAGUGUAUUCAAUAUAAAUUUGGUUGAAAGCGAAGGUUACCUAAAAUACUUAAAAUUUUAGAGAACUGUAGGGAGCCACCUUAAGCUGGUUACAGACGAAUAAGUUUUCUAUGACUAUGAUAAACUAAGUGAUAAACUAAGUUCUCAUAUGAUAAACUAUGAUAAACUAAGUUCUCAUAUGACAAGUUUCAUUUGCUCGUCUGUUUUGGCAAUUUUUGCUCGUCCUUUUUGUGUGUGUUUUGAUGUUAUGUACUCAGGUGAAUAUAGACAAUAUUUAACAAAUAUAAAACAUUUUCCGUGUUGAUAUACAGUUAAAUCAACACGAGUGGAAUUGGGAAAACGAGAAAUUGUAUGGAAACACGACGCCGGAGUGUUUUCAUAUACAAUUUCGAGUUUUCCCAACUUCCACGAGUGUUGAUAUAACUAUAUAUCAAUACGGAAAAAAUGUUUUAUAUUUUUUUUAUAAUAUAGCAAUGUCAAAAACCCGAAGAAUAAGAAAAAUUUGCGUGUUUAAAGCGGCGAAAAAUUUCCCGUAUUGACAUUGAGUUAUAUCAACACGGCUCUUAGCCAAUCAGCGUUCAGAAUUUACAAAUGCUAUAUUAUAAAAUGUUUUUGAUGUUACUCUGACACUCAGAUCGAGUAACAUCAAAUGUAACAUCAAAAACACAAGUGUACUUGUCAUGGAAAAAAUUGCAACAAAGAAAAUUUGGCAAAGUAAUUUGAGCACUUGCAUGCAGUUGGUCUGCGACCUAUUGUUGUAAUAUCAUCUUUGGGGUAGAUCGUUAGAAAAGUGAGGAUGGUGGAUGUGGGAAGGGGUUGUGGUGUCACCGAGUGUACAUGUAAGGCAACAUCGCCACAAUGUAUCUAAAAUAUGUGCAAGGGUCUCAGGUUUUGCAUGACAAACGGCCGGAAAUUCAGUGUUUAAGAUUUGAAAGACUAGUCUUCACGCUUCAUCAGAGUACUUGCGUCUAUACAACGUCAAUGCAUGUUACACAUACCAAGUUACACACAUGACUGGAACAUGUGAAUAGGAUAUUGGAUACAGAUACAGUACAUAGCUUUAAAACCUAUUUCAGAAAAUUUCAUUUCUUGUAAAACUUUAAUUAAUCCAUGGUUUGUGACUUUUUAACCCAACUUGGUCUACACUUGUUAAAAGCUCACAAUUUGUCAACAAGAUGUGUUCGCAACAGGCUUGUCAACAAGUUGUAACAACGCUGUUAUUUUAUCAAGCUGCUACAAGAUUGUCACUCACAACUUGUUAACAAGAUGUGUUCGCAACAGGCUUGUAGCAAGCUUGUCAACAAGUUGUAACUGAUGUUGUUAUUUUAAUAAGUUGCUACAAGAUUGUCACUCACAACUUGUGGAUAAAUUGUUAAAUUGCAGGACGAUAACAGGUUGUUGGAUCAAAUUUGUGACAAGUCUGUUGAGCUCGACAACCUUGUUAUAGCAACCUUGUUGUCAACAAGUUGUUGGAACAGCAUUGCUACAAGUGAAAUCUGCUGCAAGUUUUUGUUACAACUUGUGCGUUUCUACGUGUGUAGCUCAUCGAUCGGGGAACGAACUUUUUAAAAUGAGUUUAGGGACUGGUCAUAAAGUAACUGCUAGGGUGGGCUGGAGGUAAAUCACAAAUUUUGCCAACAAGUUUGGUGAUCCAUCUUAGGAUGUAGAUAAAAAUUUCAAAGCCCAUCUAAUCUUACAAAAAAAAAUUUUAUAACCCAUCCAAUCUAAAUUGGGAAAAUACACUUUUAUAAUAAAAAACCCUGCAGGUAUGAACAUUGUAAAUAUACAUGGCACUGUAUGGACAUACAUAAUUCCAUCAAGACUGACCAACAUAUUGAUAUUGAGCUACUCCCCAAUUGAUUGUAUUUACUGUGAUUCGACCACUUCUUGUUGUUGUUGUUGUUGUAUAAACAAAGAACUGGCUCCAAUAGCAUCAUUUGCAUUUGAUAAUUUGGAUAGUUUUGCUUACUUUUAUUAUUAAUAUCUUUAUUUUUUGAAGUAGACAUGCAUGGGUUUUUGUUUGGUGGCCCAACCAUGGACAUACAAAAAAAUUGGCGGCCCAUCGAAACUACCCAAAGAUUUUCCAUGGCCCAUCCCAAAUCACUCCAGUUCACCCUAGCAGUUACUUUAUGACCGGUCCCUUAAAACAGUAAGAUCAGGCUCGGCAUUAAUUAGGUGUUUGUAUUAAGGUUCGACUCCGUGUUCAAUGCUAUCCGAGUUUCACGGUUGAAAAGCAUUUCAGUAGAAUUUAGUUGUCCAAAGUGCAGAGGGGCGGUGGUCGCCUCUGGCUCAUCGCAGUCUCUUUAGAGUGAAUGUGGUUUUCCUGUUUGCGGCAUUCGCUCUGCAUGACAGAAUUUUAUCUUUGUCUGGAAAGCAGUGGAGUAAAUCUAAUGGAAAAUUUCAAAAGACAGUCUCCCUCUGCGAAGAGAAUUAAAGUUCUUUAGCCACUUGUAUGGCCGCCAUCUUGUCGCCUUUGCUGUACAUAGAUAGACUGACACAUAUAAUUAUAGAUCGCAUUGAUAAUAUGGUUAAUUUUCAUGUUAACAACCUAAAUCUAACCCAUAAUUAGGCGCAACCCACUUCUGGCCAUCUGAAAAUUCGGGCUAGCCAACUGCCCAAACCAUCACAAAAUCCUUAAAAUCCUUAUUCUUAACCCCAAAUACGAACAGAUCCUGAAGACUGUGCAUCGAAGAUACAUUAUCAAAGUUUCUCUGAUCACAGUAUUGACAGUAGGAAUUUUGCACAGGUACAUUCAAAGUUUUGAAAGAUCACUCAAAACCACAAUAACUCGUAAGCGAUCAUGCGAGUUUGAUCAUGCAGUGAUGUACUUAAUUAACCGCCCACUCUUAAUUGGAAGUCAGCAAUUGUGCAACACGAUGGCGUAUAACAACGACAACAUCUGCAAAUUCAGCAAUAUAUAGUAUCAAGCAGAACUUCAAUAAAACUACACUCAACAACUGCAACAGUAGCUUGGCGCAGAUUCACGUCCACUUAUAUAUGUGGGAUAGAACGUUUAACUAGACUCACGAAGAUCGUACCAUCUGCGGAGUUCUGGAUGGUCUGGGUCAAGAAAGAGCGACAUAGUAACUUUAGUGCACAGUUUCGGUUAAGUCUUAGGAUGAGCAUUAAUAGGGAGCCGAAUCUGCAUGCUCGCCGUUCUGGUACGCUUUACAUCAUCUUUUCUUUAUAAAGUUUAUAGCGGCUUUUUAUCACGUAUGCGUGACUGGACGGUUGUUGUAGCACAGUACAGUAAAUUUGCUUGUUAAAGUACAGUAUAUUUGAAAAUAUGGUUGUAUAAGAACCUCGACAUGUUUACAUAUUUAACCAUGAUAUUUAACCCCUGCAGAUCCGCCCCUGAUUAUAUGACCAACAAAACUAGGUGGCAGCAUGUAGCACUAGCAAUUGAGCACCAUAUCUUCUUUUUUUUAACAGAUGGACAGAAAACGACGUGCCUCUACAGAGGUUCAAGAAUUAAUGAAUGCAGUCAAAAGCGAUUAUGAAUUCUUCGCAAGAUUUGACUCGCCUUUUCAGAACGCACCAUCGAUAAAACGUCAACGCAGCCUAAGUGACAAUGUUCUAGUCCAAUACGCUGUUGUCAGGCCAAAACCCCGAUAUCUGACUCAAGGGUUUCAUCUGUCUGAACCUUUGAAUGGAAAGCACUCGGAUAAAAAUAUUCGCUUCAAUGAACACAACUCAUUACCGGAGAUUAUUCACAUUGCGCCUGAAGACCAAAGACGAGAUCGAUCACGUGAACAGUCACAACAAUCACGUGAACAACUCGGGGACUCACGUGAACAACUCGGGGAUUCACGUGAACAACUCGAAAAGUCACGUGAACAACUCGGAAAAUCACGUGAACAACUCAGGAAAACACGUGAACAAGAAGUAACAUCACGUGACAAAGGCGAACAGUCACGUGAACGUUUAGCAUAUUCACCUGAUCAAAAUGAAAAGUCACGUAAACAAGAACAGCUAUUUCAGAAAAUAAUACCGGAUUUCUGGGCUAGCUAUGGUGAUGAGAAAUCGAUUCUCGACAGUCCAUUUACUUCCGAGAUUACCAGAAUCAGAAGUGAACCCAAAUCAAAGCAUGAUCCAAACCCAGGAAAUUUUAUUUGCCUUUCGUCUGAGCCAUUCAUGUCGCGAGGCGCGGACACCAUUGUUGCUAAGAAACGAAGAAUGGGACAGAAACUUUUGUCCCAAAAUCCAAAGCGUUUGCCGACAGUGGUCGAAAUUCCAGAUGAACCGCCACUUUUGAUACGGGUUGAUACGAACACUGCCCGAGAAGUUUCCGAAAAUGAAGCGAAAAACCACGGAUUAUCGCGAAAUACAAAAAUAAAAUUUUGCGGUUUUUCCGUGAACGAACCGUUGGUCUACGAUCCUCCUGCCAAAAUCCGACGAAUAAGUGAGGAAAGAGAACGGAAAAUAGCAAAAAGACCAAUAAACGUAGAGAAAAGAGCAAGUAGUAGCGACUCCGAAGAGGAACUUAUCAUCGUUGACUCAACACCAAGUCCAAUUUCCUGCCAAUUAUCUGACAGUCAGAGUCCAACCAAUCAAAAAGCUCCGGAUAAUCAUGUGACAAGUUCACAGACCAAUGAAAAGCCAGAAGAAAGCAAAGAGAUUUUACCGAUUGAACGAAAGAGCCCAGACGGGGGGAGUCCCAUCCACUUAAGUCUGACCGACCAAAUCUUUCCAGACUAUGUUAUUACUCGUGUCGGUAGCCUGUUAUGGCUGGAUAAGGAAGUUGUUUAUCCUAUAACUCUUGACGAGAUGAGACGACGCAUUCAAGACCCCGAAAAUUUCUCUUUUCAAAUGCUUAUCGCUUACGUCCGCCACUCCAGAGCGAAAGGAAGGCAGUUCCUAGAUUACUGGAAAUGCCAGCCAAGCGGGAGGACAUCUCGACCAAAUGUUCUGUCCAAGCUGUGCGAAGCAGAUGCCAAAGAAUUGGUCAAAGGUAUACAAAAUGUCAACGAAGAAUACUUUCCACAAGAGGCUUUGGCAAAGAAUGUAGCUGCCAACAUUUUCCAAGAGAAUGGAAACAGACUAACGGCAAAUGAGGCGGAAGGGAAGAAUGCUAAGGAAUUGGUUGUUGAAGAAAAAGUGAAGGCUAUUGAAAAGUCCAGGUGAGAUAUUUAACAUUGAUAUAAAGGACCCUCCAUAUGCAUGGGGUCUUUGAACAACCGGUCCCACUCUCUGCUCUUCUUCUUUAAGUAAUAUUUCAAAUCCGACUAUGAGGACUGAAGAGGACUGGACUAGAUUACAAGUCCGCGCAAUUUGAUCAAGACUGAGGCGAAGCAGAGGACUGGAUCAAAAUGCGAGAACUUAAAAUCUAGUCCAGUCCGAAUUGGAGGAUUUGAAAUGACAUCUCAUGCGAAUAAAUCACUAUUUAAUUCAUUUUGAUCCAGUCCAAGGACCGAAUUAACUUUGAUCUAGUCCUAGGACUAGAUCAAUGUAAUUCAUCAGGUAUCCAGUACUAUCAUGUGAGCAAAAUAAAGCAAUAUUGUUGGUUAAUUUACUCAUGAAUUAUUAAUGAGUGUGAGAUUAUAUGAUGAAACACACUCCAAACAUUACAGGUGAACUACGUGAAGCGUUCCUGGGACUUUUGAGUUUCUAAAUUGAUUGCAAUUUUCCUCAUUACUUUUGCAAUUUAAAAAACUCCCUUGCAAAUCCCUUGAGGAAAUUUGCAAUGUUGCUAAAAGCCAAUUAAAUUUUCCUCAGUUCCUGUUAGAAGUUCUUAACUUCCUGUUACAAGUUCCUAACUUCCUGUUCUGUUCUGGGCGUUGCAAUUGGGUAACAAAAAUAAUCGACCAAUAACAACGCUUAGAACAGAACAGGAAGUUAAAACAGGAAGUUAGGAAAAUUAAAACAGGAAGUUAAAGGAAAAUUAAAACAGAACAGGAAAUUAAAACAGGAAGUUCGGAAAAUUUAAAAUGAAAUUUGUUUGCAUUGGAAUAUUGCAACAGCCCAGCCUCGACCUAGGCCUUCUAUUUUUAUUAUUUUUUUAAUAUUCAGCGCUUUUUCACAUGAAAAGACUGGGACUAGGUGAUUUGGGGAGCCGAUAGGAACAUUGCAAGUUACCUCAAGGGAUUUGCAAAGAGUUUUUCAAAUUUGCAAAGCUAAUGAGGAAAAUUCCAAAUGAGUUACGAAGUCAAAAGAGGAAUAACCUGAAGUUCAGGCCCUAAUCACAGAAUAGGGCCUGACACAAAACCUAUCUAAAGUGUGAGAUUCCCGUCCACCUGGUGGACGGGAAAUCUGAUUGGUUGAUCAGCAUCAUGAAGGAUUUUGAUUGGUUGCAAGUUUACAUAAACAACAGUUUUAAAAAUAGCUCGGUCAAGGCGACAAUUAAUAUAAAGGUCAAACGCACGUACAAAUUCCAUUAUCGAUUUCUUCGAAUUUCUUUUUCUUUUAUGCUUUAUGGCAGAAAAUAAAUCAAACAAACAGUAUUUUGAAAGGGCUUUAUCAAAAUCUUGGACGAAUUUUGGACACACGACGCCGAAAGAACAGCCAAACUAGUCAUGUAUUCGAAAGCUUGUUGUUGACAGCCAAGAUGUUUUGCCAACUGGCUUCGCCGGCAAAAGUCUUAUUUUUAAUAUCAGGUCCUACCGGCGUUGUUUUCUGAGCUACAUCGCCUUCUUCGUGGUACGAUUGAGAAUUUCAUUGUUGCUGUUGUUAGCCCGUUUUAAUAAAGUAUAUCCCUAAUAUCCGCGUCCAGCAAGUUGAGACCUUGAGAAAGCUUGGCAGUCUAGCCGUGCACAGAACUGACUAAUUAAAUCUUUGUCUGAAUCUUAUUUAUAUAAGAGUACCUUGAAUUUUUAAGUUUAAUUAUAAAGCAAAAUGCACACUCUGCGGACAUGUUCAUGAGAAUAUAAUUUUUUUGUGUAACGAAAUCUAUAACACUUGUCAAUCAUAUUGCAUGUUGUGUCUAAAAAUAACAUGUGGGCGUCCCACGGUCUAGACAGGUUUUGUGUCAGGCCCUAUUUCAAAUUAGGGCCUGAACUUCAGGUUAAAAGAGGAACGCUUCACGUAGUUUACCUGUAAGAUCUUGUAAACUCAAGAUUCGAGCUAUUUAAAACAAGAUAACAAAAUUCAAGGUAAAAAUUGAAAUAGGUCUGACAAUGACUUUGAAAUAAAGUCGAAAUAUUACCUUGAAUUUUGUUAUCUUGUUUAAACCAGCUCCACAUGGCGUUUUUCAUAAAAAAAUCAUACACUCUAAAAACACGCUGGCUAAAAAGUUCCUGCAUGACAAUCUAAAAUUAAGGGGCGACGUCCAUAUUCAAGUUGCCACGCAAAACGUCAAAUUGACGUUUUUAUGACAACCCACCCACCCACCCUUGAAAACGUCAAGUGUGACGUAAUAUUUCAAAACUUAGAUUGGGUUUGAACGCUCCAAGUAUCAAAGUUUUAUAUAUACCUUUUAAUAUAUCCUCUGGGUUAAUAUUAUAAACGUGUAUAAAUAUGUAGGAAACAAGAAAGACAAACAUUCUACCACGUAAGUUCUUUUUUAAUAUGCAAUAUUGAUAAAAUAGUGUAAAUAUAUUAACUUUUCCAUCGCGUAUUGAUACUAUUUUAAUAAAUAUUGACGGUUAUUUUUAAUAUAUAUUCUACAUAAUUAAAUUAUAUAAUUAUAGCGUUGUAGUUUUGGAAAAUAUUCAUAUUGCCACGGUAAAAACGUCACAGCACUACAGUUUUAACCCACCCACCCACGCAAAACGUCAAUUUGACGUUUUGCGUGGCAACUUGAAUAUGGACGUCGCCCCUAACCUUGUUUGGGAUAACUGUUCCUCGGGCCGGUUGUAUCAAGCCCGUUUAGCUUAAACGGUGGAUAAGUCAAAAAUUAAAUAACACUCUUUUCCCUCUCGUGAAAUAUGUAGUUUUACACAUUAUCGUUCUAUUAAGGUUCAAAACUUUUAGUUUGGUUGUUGAAUGAAUCUAUAGACUUGCUUUCUAUUUUGAGCUUCAAACACUCAUUAAUAAUUCAUAAGCUUAUUGGCAAAUCAUGUCAACCAUAAUAUGUCACGUGCAGUGGCUUUAUACCCGAUAAACCACUCCUAAUUAGUAUUCUUUAUAUAAAGAAUACUAAUAAGGCAGUAUCUAUUGUCGUCGUGCCCUGAUUAGUAUUCUUUAUAUAAAGAAUACUAAUAAGGCAGUACAUGUAUGUCUAUUGAAUUUGUAGUCGUGUUUGAAGCCGUUUAAUAAACUGGCAGGUCGUUUAAUAAACUCGCGCUGCGCGCUCGUGGCUUUAAACCUAAUAAAACACUCCUGCGCAUGCUCGUUUAUUAAAGCAGGCUUGAUACAACCGGGCUUGAUACAACUGGCCCCUGGUUAAUUUAACCACAAUUCUAGUUAAUUUAAUCCCAGUCCUGGCUAACUUAACCAGGAUUCCUGGUUAAUGUAACCAGGCUAUAUCAACCAUUAACCAGAUUAUAAUCGACCUAACAUAAUCUGGCUAAUUCAACCAUAUAUAUAACCUGGUUAAAUUAAUUAGCCAGGAUUAUGAUCAAGUCAACCAGGACUGUGGUUAAAUUAAUCAGAAAAUUUAGUCGGAAACAUUAAGUUAUCCCAAACAGGGUUAAUUUUAGAUUAACCCGGAAAUUUUUAACCAGGUUGUUUUUAGAGUGUACUUAUUGCCAUACAACUCAUUCAGUUUUUCUUUUUUGACUACUUUUAGGUCUGUGUUCAAAAUACUACAGAAAACACUCGACGACACCCAGGACGAUGAAAGAUUCAGUACAUACAACGUGGCAUCUCACAAUUCUGGUGUGGAGAACAUUAAAAGCAGCCUUAAAUUUCUCGACAGCAUUUUUGGCCGAGUUCAAAGUCACGUGCAGGGAAAUCACAAGAAUCUACCAGCGCUGACCGCAUAACUGGAACGAUAAGAAGUUUAGGGUACAUAAACACAAUAAAAUUCGGAAUAUUGUACAAAAGAAAUGAAAACAUAAACUCUUAUGGGAGCUUCAGAGGUCAUCUAGAUUGUAUUUAAAACGGCAGAAUACGAACUUUCGCGUCUUAUAGAGCGUUUGCACAUGACGUCACAGCCGCCAUGUUGGUGUUCCAAUUCAAAAGAAUUUUAAUUAGACUCCUUUGUCUGGAACACCAACAUGGCCGCCAUGGCUUUUGUUGAGUUGGUCUCUGGCGAAUGAGUGCAAACGCUCUAUACAUAGAGACCUUAUGAAUUUAGGACGGCAACGCGACGACGACGGCCAAAACAAACUCCUUAUAUUACGUAUAUCAUCAAUUGUAUGACUUUAAUGCUGUCUUAGAAGUUGAAGACAUGGGUUUUAUGAUUGGGAAGAGUUCUCCUGAACCCAGUUUGAAGUUGCACUUGUUGCGGCUUGAAAUGCAGUCGUUGUAACAAGACGUGAAAAUCUGUGAUUUGGCGUUGUAAACAGAGCGAAGAACAAUGUCUAAAUUAUUCAUAUACUGUAAUUACUCAAUUCUUUUCAAUGAUUUAUUGUAUUGGGCGUCGUUGCCGUCGCGUUACCGACUUACCGUCCUAAAAUCGUAAGGUCUCUAAUACAUGUACGGAACGACCUCACUGAUCUCGAAAUGAGCUGGACUGUGUAUUCAUUAUGUAAAACAUGAAGCUCGAGCUAAUCAGCCAUUGUAAAAGACACACUUAGAGUCUAACGAGUUAUGAAUGAUAGAAAUGGAUUGCUAUAUGUACAGAUGUUUUACACAUCAAAUUUAUAUAGAGUAAACUGUAUAGAUUGAUUUAGAUUGUAUAAUUGUAUAGAUUGAUUUAGAUUGCUCUGAAGAUGUUGUAUUACGUAAACAACGAAACGUUAGCUAUUAAACGUUAGCUCUACUGUUUGGUUUUAAAGUUAUUUGCUGGGCUCUGCUUUUUGUCUAAUUGUCUUUAAAUUAAGAUUUCGCUCUGCUGCAUCAAUUGCC
Messenger RNA from Paramuricea clavata, 12479 nucleotides. The record is from the annotation of a GenBank genome assembly. Lineage: Eukaryota; Metazoa; Cnidaria; Anthozoa; Malacalcyonacea; Plexauridae.